Messenger RNA from Aspergillus sclerotioniger CBS 115572, 1035 nucleotides. RefSeq names its product alpha/beta hydrolase. The record is from RefSeq and is a predicted model, not a curated record. The transcript has 3 exons. The coding region runs from base 1 to 1035 and encodes 344 amino acids. Gene Ontology annotation, molecular function: hydrolase activity. NCBI's taxonomy places the organism in Eukaryota, Fungi, Ascomycota, Eurotiomycetes, Eurotiales, Aspergillaceae.
AUGUCUCACGAAGCCCUCAACCCUAUCCACCCGGCCGUCCUGCCACAUCUCGACCCGGUCUUUAUCGAACUCUACAAUCAACACGUGGCCAACACCCCAAGCGGGCCAAUUGACCUCAGCGUCCUUCGAUCCAAAUAUUCCCAGCUCUACUCCUAUGGCACCGGUCCCGCCCCGGAACCCGCCCGAGUAUACGACACGACCAUCCCCGGCCACAAUGGCGACCUCAUUCCCUGCCGAGUAUACGAGCCCGCCUGCCCAGGACCAUGGCCGGUCCACAUCGACUUCCACGGCGGUGGAUGGGGCCUCGGAGACCUCAACACCGAAUCCCACAUCUGCAAACACAUCGCCGUGAAAGCCAACGUAGCCGUCAUCGACAUCGCCUACCGCCUUGUCCCCGAACACCCUUUCCCCAUCGGCGUCCAAGAUUCCUUCGCCGCCCUGCAAUACCUCGCCACCAAAAGCCACACCCAAUUCCCUAACCUCGACACCACGCGCAUCUCCCUAGGCGGCGUAUCCGCGGGGGCCAACAUCGCCCUUAUCAUCGCCCACCUAGCCCGCGACCACCACCUGCCCCCCCUCCGCCUCGUAGCCGUCGGCACGCCCGUCAUCGACGAUAUCUCGCAUUACAGCAUGGCGCACGACUCGCCCUUCCCAUCCAUGCAGACCAUGGAAUACGCACCGACCCUGAACUGGGCGCGGUUAAAAUGGUUCGAUCAGCUAAAAUGGAGUAGUCUGAGCGCGGACGAGACCAUCCGUCAGAAACAACUAACCGAGGUAAAAUGGUACGCUAAUGCAUUGAAUGCACCUGAUUUCACCCGGUUACCGCGGACGGUUAUCUACACGGCGGGAUGUGACCCCCUGUGUGAUGAGGGAGAGGCAUACGCGCGGAAAUUGAUUGAGGGCGGGUGUGAGGUUACGGUGAGGAGGUUCGAGGGCGUGCCUCAUCCGUUUAUGCAUAUGGAUAAAGAUCUCUGGCAGGCAAGACAGUUUAUCGAUUUGAUUGCUGGACAUAUCAAGGUGGCGUUGCAUGGGUAG